Protopolystoma xenopodis is the source of this 261-nucleotide messenger RNA. The record is from the annotation of a GenBank genome assembly. Lineage: Eukaryota; Metazoa; Platyhelminthes; Monogenea; Polystomatidea; Polystomatidae.
AUGCUCUUUGACCUCGGACUUGGUUUUAUCGGUCAACAACAUCGUGGUCUAGACGAUGCCUUUAACAUUAUGCGCGUACUACGGAUCUUACUCGCCGACGGCUGCUUGCUGCGAGUAAAUGAACGUCAUGAUCCCAGAACUCUACCACUCUUCGUCACUUCUGUUCCCCGUGUGGUCGCUGAGCAGACCUCUGGCACGAUGGGUAGUCAAUUGAAGCUGCUCUAUAAAGUCGCUAAGUCGUCGGACCCGAUGAAUACAUAA